This is a messenger RNA of Chironomus riparius, 3222 nucleotides long. The record is from the annotation of a GenBank genome assembly. NCBI's taxonomy places the organism in Eukaryota, Metazoa, Arthropoda, Insecta, Diptera, Chironomidae.
UUAAAAAUAGGCGGGAAGAAUUAUAAAUUCAUUAUUUUUGCUGUUUUCUCGCAUUUAAUUAGUUUAAAAUGAAUAGUGAUAUAGGGAAAAUUAAAUCUGUUGCUGUUCGUAAUUUUAUAACGUACGAUGAGCUUAAAUUCAAUCCAGGAAGUCAUCUGAACAUAAUUAUUGGACCAAAUGGAACUGGAAAGUCUUCAAUUGUCGCUGCAAUCAUUUUGGGAUGUGGAGGAAAGCCGAGUAUUAUGUCUAGAGCAAAAGAUGUAUCUGACUAUGUUAAGAAUGGCAAGGUUAAAGCUAAUAUUGAGGUUGAAUUGAUCAAAAGUGAUAAUGGAGAUACAACCAUAUUUAAUCGUAGUUUUGAUAAGGAUUCUAAGGAAGUAUUUAAGAUUGAUGGCGAAAAGGUAUCGUCUAAAGUCUAUUCAGACACUGUAAAAAAUAAGUACAACAUUCAUGUUGACAAUCUGUGCAUGUUUCUCCCACAAGAUCGUGUCCAAGAUUUUACAAAAUUAAAUCCACAAGAGAUCCUUUACAAUACUCAAACAAGUGUAUGCUCACAAGAAAUUAUUGACCAUUUUGAGUCAUUGAAACAGAAGCGAGAGCAACAAAAGAAUGUGACCAAAAAUAAUGCUGAUAUUCAAGUUCAAUUAGAGGAUCAUGUUAAUCGUAAUAGUCAGCUUCAUUCGUUGAUUGAAAACAGUAAAUUAAAGGAUAAAUUAAUUAAAGAACUAGACAUGCACAAGAAGAAACAUAAUUGGCUUGAAUAUGACAGUGUUAAGAAAAGAUAUGAUGAGGCUUCUAAUGAUGUUAAAAUGCUCCGUGAUUCGAUUGAUAACAAGAUAGCAUUAUUAAAGCCAUUGGAAAAGCGACAAGCUGAAAUUGCAGGAACAAAGAAGAACCUUCAAACAUCAAUAUCCAAAAGUGAUGCAUUAAUGCAUCAAUGUACAAAUGAUAUUGAUAAACUACUCGAUACAGCAAAUAAUCUAGAAAGUGAAAUAAGUAAAGUACGUCAAGAUUAUCGUAAUGCUGUAACUAAUGCAAAGACAAAUGAAAAAGAUAUUAAAGAACACGAAUUCCUUGUAUCGUUAGACAGAAAGGAAUAUGAAGAGGCGCAAGAAAAUUUGCAUGCCGAAGGAGAUGUUAAUAAUUUGAUGAACAGCUUUGAUAAUGGUUUGAGGACAAAUAAGGCUCAGGUUGAGGACAUAAUGCAAAAGAUGGAACAUAUGAAUCGAAAUCUUGAUGAAAAUAUAAUUCCACAAAUUCAUAAUUCUAAACGAAAGAUCGAGCAGAUGAAUGAUACAGGACGUCAACGAUUUAAUAUCUUACGAACAAAAUUCGAGGAUGCAUAUCAAGCAUAUCAAUGGCUAGAAGUACAUCGCCAAAAUUUCCGUGGACAUAUCUACAAUCCUGUAAUUACAGAAAUUACAGUCACAGAUCGUAAAUAUGUAAAAUAUGUAGAAAAUACCAUUGCAAAUCGUGAUUUCGAGACAUUCUUAUGUACUAACAAAGAGGAUAUGAAGGAACUCAUUAUGAAAUUCAGAAAUGAAUUAAAACUUAAUGUUAAUGUUGGAUAUACAGAUCCAGAUGAAACUCUUCGCUAUCAAACAGAACUUCCAGUUGAUCGUAAUCUUAAAAAUUUGGGAAUAAUUGCAUACGUAAUUGAUGUCAUCAAAGGACCAAUUCCUGUCCUUAAUUAUCUCUGUUCUCUCUAUAAAAUUCAUAAUACAGCAAUUGGAAGUGACAAGACAUCACAAUGUGCCAGUCAACUUCCUGACAAUAUUAGCGUUUUCUUUUCAACAAAUCAUCGAUUUUGCGUAAAUAUCUCUACUUACACAGGAAAGAAAAGCACAUCCUCGGCAGAAAUUCAUUCAAGAAAUAUUCUCAACAUUGGUAUUAAUCAAGAUGAAUUGGCAGCAGAACAGCAACGCUUACAAAGACUGAUUGAAAAAGCUGAAGAGAUCAAAGUACAACGCAUUCCAUUGCAACAACAAAUUAAAAGAAUAGAAGAUCAGUCAAAUGAGAUUCGUAAUGAAAAGAAUGCUCUUAAUGGAAGAAUUAGAAAUCUCAAGACCAUUGAAAAUAAAUUAAGGAAGAAGGAAACAGAACUUGAGAAUCUAAAGAAUCAUAAAAUUAAUGUUAAUGAGGAACGACAGAAGAGCAAAAAUAGGGUCGAUCAGAUUGUUCGAGCAAUUCUUGCUAAUAAUCUUAAAGCAUGUCAAACACUUGAAAAAUAUAAGGAUUAUCAUGUGCAAAAUUCGUUGGCCAGAAAGAAGCUGCAAAUAUUUGAUGAUAGUACUGGAAAUGUGGACGAACAAAUUGAUAAAUUAAAGUAUGACAUGAAUAAAGUUGAAGAGACAUUAAGACGUGCAAGUAGUGCAUCUAAAGCACUUGAAGAUGAGAUGAAUAGAAAGAAGGAAGCUGCUAUGAAAGAAACUAAUGGACAGUCACCAGAUAAUCCAAAAUUCAAGUACAAGAAGGAUUUUAGUAAAUUGCCAGACACUCAAGAAGCACUUUUAGAUAAAAUCUUUGAAAUGCAAGGCAGAAUUGAUUGUAUUCGAGGAGUUGAUCCGAAAGUUUUAGCUGAAUAUGAUGAACGGAAGCAGAUUAUUGAAGAAUUGGAGCAUCAACUAAAGAGUGAACAAGAACGAACGCAACAGCUUGAGAAACAAUUACAAACUUUACAUAAUAAAUGGUUCCCAGAAAUUGAGCGAAUUGUUGAGACUAUUAACAACAAUUUCUCAACAUUCUUUGCUAAAAUGGGUUUUGUCGGUGAAGUUGAGCUAGUAAGAAAGGAAGAACGUGAUUAUAAUGAUUAUGGAAUUCAAAUUCGAGUACAAUAUCGUGAUAAUGAAAAGUUGCAAGCAUUAAAUAGACAUGUCCAAAGUGGUGGAGAACGUGCUGUUGCGAUUGCCAUUUAUACACUGAGCCUUCAACAUCUUACAGUUGUUCCGUUCCGAUGUGUUGAUGAAAUUAAUCAAGGAAUGGAUCCUAAAAAUGAACGAAAAAUCUUUCAAAUGCUCGUCGACAUUACAUGUCAGCCUGGCCAAUCUCAGUAUUUUUUUGUAACUCCAAAGCUAUUGCCCAAACUCCCGUUCAAUGAUCUUAUGACUGUUAGUGUAGUUCAUAAUGGAAAAUAUAUUGAAGAUUCUUAUGUCUUUAUGAACUAAUUUUAUUUUAAGAAGAAAAAAUAUCAUAUUUUGAGAAUAAACUUUACUUUAAAACGAA